AGUUUAAUUUAGUUUUAUAUUGAUAUUGUCUGAUUUCCGUUUUGUUAAAAUUACAAAUUUUCGCCCACGGCAUGUUUAUGCAAGUCGAUAAUUGUUUCAAUCGAUAAUACAACGAUUAAUCAAUAGUACAAUGUUUACAAAAUAUUUCAGGUGUAUUUCGCUUAAAGGCGAUUUUAACUAGUUUUAGUCAUGUCUAGUCUUAGUGUAAGUGCAACACUCUUGCUCCUGGGGGCGUUUGUGGCCAGCUGCCAUGCUUCGAACGGUGACCGCACACAGUUUUUUCACAACUGUCGGCAGAACUGUGAGCGAACAAACUGUUCGGCAGAUGGGCUGGAGAUCCAGGAGCAGGCGAUCAAGUUCUACAAGCAGUCUGUGUUUGACCGGCUCUUCCAGUGGAGCUGCGCGGACGAAUGCCAGUACGGAUGCAUGUGGCGCACGGUUUUUGCCUUUUUCGAGCGCGGAUGGCCCAUUCCCCAGUUCUAUGGCAAGUGGCCUUUUCUCCGCCUAUUGGGCAUGCAGGAGCCGGCUUCAGUGAUAUUUUCCGGCCUAAACUUUGCCGUACACCUGCGGAUGUUGCGUAAAUUUCGGAGGGAAGUGCGUCCCGACAGCCCCUGCUACAUGCUGACCCAUAUAUUCGCAGUGACGAGCCUUAACGGCUGGGUUUGGUCAGCUAUAUUUCACACGAGAGACUUCCCGUUGACCGAGCUGCUCGACUACGCCUUUGCCUACUCCAUAAUCCUGUGCUCGCUGUACGUCAUGGUCAUGCGAAUGCUGCACCGAUAUUCCUUGUUCCUGCGUGGUGUGAUCUCGCUGGCUUUCAUCUCCUACUAUAUUAACUAUUUUGCUUACCUGAGCGUUGGUCGAUUUAACUACGCUUUCAACAUGAUGGUUAACGUGGCAACGGGAGUAAUUGCGGCCGUGGGCUGGUUCGUUUGGUGCCAUUUUGUGCGCACUCGGAGGCCCUAUUUCCGGAGGAUCCUGCGCUUCUACGUUCUCAUGGCUCUCGCCAUGAGCCUGGAGCUACUAGACUUUCCGCCCAUUCUAUGGAUUCUGGAUGCACACGCUCUUUGGCACCUGGCCACCGUUCCCUUGGCUUCUCUCUAUUAUGACUUUAUGAUCGAGGACUGUCGAACCCUGCGAAAAGAGAAGGCCGCGGCAGGCGGCUAUGCGUUUUACAACUAGGAUAAUCCUGAUAUUUAUAGCUCUUUAUAUUCUGGUUAUUGUCUUUGGUGAAUUUCUUAUGAAUUCCUGUCAAAGCAAAACUGCCUGCCCAAUUUUAUCUAAAAGGCCAUGAGCAAAAGCACCUCUGACAGUGGCCAGAACUGCAGGGGAAGAACUCGCUUCGUUUAAAAAGACAUAAUAGAGACUUUAUUACAACA
Messenger RNA from Drosophila ficusphila, 1379 nucleotides. It is a transcript of the gene PGAP3, whose product is annotated as post-GPI attachment to proteins factor 3. The coding region runs from base 190 to 1182 and encodes 330 amino acids. Gene Ontology annotation, biological process: GPI anchor biosynthetic process. Gene Ontology annotation, molecular function: hydrolase activity, acting on ester bonds. NCBI's taxonomy places the organism in Eukaryota, Metazoa, Arthropoda, Insecta, Diptera, Drosophilidae. Gene Ontology annotation, cellular component: endoplasmic reticulum membrane. The record is from RefSeq and is a predicted model, not a curated record. The transcript has 4 exons.